GAACAAAACAGUCUCCAAUAACUAAGCUAUACAUACACACAACUCUCUUUCUUGUUCAAAUGGUGGUUAACGCCAAGUCCACUUCAAUGGCGAAACCCGACCCGCCAAAAUCCACAACCAUAAUCGAACCAUUCGCAGAGUUCAAAGGCCCAUCCACUUCUUCCCCCUCCUCCCAAAUCAAAUCUCUCGCCAUCUCUACUCUCUCCGAUCCUCAAACCCUAAUUUACGCUGGCACUAAUUCAGGUAAUCUCCUCUUACUUUCACUCGACAUUAAUCAGCCAAGCAAUGAUUCUAAGCUUAAAAAUGUUAAAUUGUUGAAGUAUGUUAAAGUUAGUACUGGCCCAGUUGAUUCAAUUCAUGUGAUUGAUCAUGUUAAGAGGGUUUUGGUUGUUUCCGAGGGCUUUUUGUAUUUUGUUGACCUGUUUUUAGUCGAGGCGGUUAAAAAGUUGAGUUCUUUGAGAGGGGUUUGUUGUGUUGGGAAGAGAGUUAGGAGCGGGGGGAGUGAGUUUACUGAUUUGGAGGAGUUGGGGAAGACGGGCGGGUCGAGUUUGUUGAGGAAGUUGGGGAAUUUUCGGUCGAACGGGGUUAAGGAGGGGAGUGCGAAGGAAGGGGGGGUUUUGGAUGUGGAGCGGAGUUGUGUGUUUGCGGCUGUGUGUGGGAGGAUGUUGAUGUUGAUUGGGUAUGAUUCGAGUGAGAGUGUGUUGGUUUUGAAGGAAAUGCAGUGUGUGGAGAUGGUUAAGACGAUUGUUUGGGUAGAUGAUUGUAUUUUUGUUGGGAAUCAUAGUGGGUAUUAUUUAUAUUCCUGUGUUACGGGGAAAUGUGAUUUGUUGUUUUCAUUGCCUGAUCCGAUAUCUAGUCCUCCACGUAUUAAGUUGUUGAGGAAAGAGUGGAAGUUGCUUUUGUUGGUUGAUAAUGUUGGGGUUUCAGUAAAUUGUCAAGGUCAGCCGGUUGGGGGGAGCUUGGUAUUUCGUCAUGCUCCUGAUUCUGUUUCAGAGAUGGGCAGAUAUGUGGUUGUUAUGAAGAAUGGUGAAAUGGACUUGUAUCACAAAAAGUCGGGGUGCCGUCUUCAGACAGUUUCUUUUGCUGGGGAAGGAAUUGCCCCUAUUGUAGCAGAUGAUGAAGAUGGCAGCAGGGAGAUUGUUUCUGUAGCAAUUCAGUCCAAGGUUUUUUGCUAUAGUCAUGUGCCUUCUGAAGAACAAAUUAAAGACCUCUUGCGAAAGAAAAACUACAAGGAAGCCAUCUCCUUAGCCGAGGAGCUUCAGGGUGAAGGUGAAAUGACAAAUGAAAUGCUGUCCUUUGUCCAUGCCCAGGUGGGAUUUCUCCUGCUUUUUGACUUGCAUUUUGAAGAAGCAAUAGAUCAAUUUCUGCUCUCUGACACCAUGCAUCCUUCAGAAGUAUUUCCAUUUAUUAUGCGGGAACCAAAUCGAUGGUCACUGCUGGUACCAAGGAACCGCUAUUGGGGGUUGCAUCCUCCCCCCACAAUUCUUGAAAAUGUUAUUGACGAAGGAUUGAUGGCUAUCCAGCGAGCUAUUUUUCUUAAGAAGGCAGGUGUAGAGUCUGGUUUAGAUGAUAAGUUUUUACUGAAUCCUCCAAAGAGAAGUGAUCUGUUGGAGUCAGCUAUCAGAAAUAUGAUUAGGUUUUUGCAAGAAUCUCGCCGAAAAGAUCCAAAUCCUUCUGUAAGAGAAGGUAUGGACACUCUAUUGAUGUACCUUUAUAGGGCAGUGAACUGUGUAGAUGAGAUGGAGAAACUUGCUUCUUCGGAAAACAGUUGCGUUGUGGAGGAGUUAGAAACUUUAUUAAAUGACUCUGGACAAUUACGGACACUCGCUUUCUUAUAUGCCAGUAAAGGAAUGAGCUCGAAGGCCCUUGCUCUAUGGCGUAUUCUUGCUAGAAAUUAUUCAUCUGAAUAUCGGAGAGAGUCAACAGAUGUAAAUAAUCAGCAGAAUGCUACCAGAUUGGUUAUCUUUGGGAAGGAUUCUGCUGCAAUUGAGGCUUCCAGGAUUCUUGAGGAGUUGUCUGAUCAAGAUUUGGUUCUGCAGCAUCUAGGAUGGAUUGCAGAUACUGACCAGCAACUUGCCGUUCAAAUUUUAACGUCUGAUAAAAGAACUGAUCAGCUAUCACCUGAUGAAGUCAUAGCUGCAAUUGAUCCAAAAAAAGUUGAAAUCCUCCAAAGUUAUCUACAGUGGUUGAUUGAAGAUCAGGACUCUGAAGAUGCUCAAUUCCAUACAUCAUAUGCAAUCUUGCUUGCGAAAUCCGCACUUGAAAGUUUUGAUGAAGAACAUGUCUUUCAAAAUUCAAGUACCAAAACAAUAGGGGAAACAGAUACCACCGUUUCUGAAAGGCCGUCAAGUCUUCAAUAUUCUGUAAGAGAGAGGCUGCAGAUAUUUUUGCAAUCUUCGGAUCUGUAUGAUCCAGAAGAGAUUCUUGAUUUGAUAGAAGGAUCAGAUUUGUGGCUUGAAAAGGCAAUACUUUAUAGGAAACUUGGGCAGGAGACAUUAGUACUCCAAAUUUUAGCCUUGAAACUAGAGGAUAGUGAAGCUGCUGAACAAUAUUGUGCUGAAAUUGGUAGACCAGACGCCUAUAUGCAGUUGCUUGACAUGUAUCUGAAUCCAAAAGAUGGCAAAGAGCCCAUGUUUAGAGCUGCUGUUCGACUUCUUCACAAUCAUGGAGAUUCUCUGGACCCAUUGCAAGUUUUAGAGCGAUUGUCCCCAGAUAUGCCUCUACAACUUGCCUCAGAAACAAUAUUAAGAAUGCUUCGAGCUCGCAUUCAUCAUCACAAUCAAGGGCAGAUUGUGCACAAUUUAUCGCAUGCUGUGGAUGUUGAUGCAAGUUUAGCAAGAUUUGAAGAAAGGUCAAGACAUGUGCAGAUUAAUGAAGAGACCCUUUGUGAUUCUUGUCAUUCCAGACUUGGUACUAAGUUAUUUGCAAUGUAUCCAGAUGAUUCAGUAGUUUGCUACAAGUGUUUCCGACGGCAAGGCGAGUCCACAUCUGUAACAGGUCGGGAUUUUAGAAAGGAUAUAAUUUUUAAGUCGGGCUGGCUCGUAACACGAUGACCUGUGGAAGAACACAUGAAAUGUGCGAUAUACCAUCCCUUUUUUCCUAGCUUUACAGAGUAGCAUUAAUACCUUCUUUGUUCCCGGAUGUUUUUUUGUUCGUUCUUUAGAGAUGGGUGCCCUCCCCAAGUGUACAUAAACAAUGACAAAUAGUGUAUAAACCAUAUACAAUUGUUACCCCUCAUGGUCAUGUAACUAACAGAAGUAGAGAUAUUUUGUAUCAGGUUCCUGCCUUUAUUUUGUUUAUACAAGAUUAUCAUGUUAUAAUGUA
Daucus carota subsp. sativus is the source of this 3324-nucleotide messenger RNA. RefSeq names its product vacuolar sorting protein 3. The transcript is spliced from 15 exons. Gene Ontology annotation, biological process: endosomal vesicle fusion; intracellular protein transport; vesicle-mediated transport. Gene Ontology annotation, cellular component: cytoplasm; membrane. NCBI's taxonomy places the organism in Eukaryota, Viridiplantae, Streptophyta, Magnoliopsida, Apiales, Apiaceae. Bases 60 to 3053 code for a protein of 997 amino acids. The record is from RefSeq and is a predicted model, not a curated record.